Messenger RNA from Daldinia loculata, 4001 nucleotides. RefSeq lists its product as uncharacterized. Gene Ontology annotation, biological process: transmembrane transport; metal ion transport. The transcript is spliced from 6 exons. NCBI's taxonomy places the organism in Eukaryota, Fungi, Ascomycota, Sordariomycetes, Xylariales, Hypoxylaceae. Gene Ontology annotation, cellular component: membrane. The coding region runs from base 224 to 3706 and encodes 1160 amino acids. The record is from RefSeq and is a predicted model, not a curated record. Gene Ontology annotation, molecular function: metal ion transmembrane transporter activity; protein binding.
CAAAUUCGUGCGACACCCGCUUAUUAUCGUGAUGCGUUGUUGUUGUUGGUGUCUUUAGCCUCAUUGCAUUAAGUCAUAGUUAUGAGAGAAGACAUGUGAUGUCGGGGAACGAAUUAAUCUUCUAGGAUUAUAGAUAUUUGCUAAUUAAUAUUCGAUAAGUAAUGGCGAUUCGUUUGCGAUAGUUCCACCCCCGUCUUCCCCUACCCACGCCGACUCUUGUGUUAUGGCUAGUCAAGCCAGCGUAGCAAGCAGCCAACCCGAUCCACGACAGUUGAGACUUAUUGCCGCUGCAGCUCAAGCCAACGAAGCCAGGCUCCGCGAUAUCUUGGCCGAAGACCCUCCUUGGACAUCUAGUAACGAUCAAGACGCGCUUCGCCAAUCCCUUCAGAAAGCUGCAGCUCGCGGCAAGCUCUCCAUCAUCCAGCUUUUACUCGACCACGGCGCCGAGGUAAACCCUAAACGAGAGAAUGAGGUUCCUGCCCUGGUGAAAGCUGCCGAAGGAGGACAUGCGGAUAUAGUGGCUGAGUUGCUGAAGCACAAUGCCGACCCAAAUGGGCGUAAUCGCAAUGCGCAGACCGCUCUAUUUAGCGCCUGCUUGAAGGGGUUCAACAAGGUAGUCGAGACUCUAUUAGAAGGGCGUGCGAAUGUCGAAGCACAAGACAAGGAAGGGCGAAGUCCCUUAUUAUUCCUAGCUUCGGAAAAGCCAGGGAAGGAAAAAUGGACAAUUGACACCUUGAAGCUACUCCUGAAUAAUGGGGCGAACCUCGAGGUGAAGGAUCAGAUUGGUCGAACGCCGCUAUUGUGGGCUGCAACUAAUAGCAAUGUUGAACUUGCUCAUAUCUUGUUGGAAAUGGGCGCCGACAUCGCGGCUACGAACAACCGUGGGCGAACUGCCUUACAUCUUGCUGCCGAAAGCCACCACAAGGAGCAGCACCAGGAUAUGGUUAAGCUACUCCUUAAUUAUGGAGCUACUCCUCGUGCUGUUAGUGACGGCGGUUGGACGCCCCUCCAUAACGCUGCGCAGAGCGGGUAUGCACCUGUUGUUACCUUGCUCUUAGAAGCUAAUGCCGAUAUAAACGCUGAGCUCUCCAAUGGGAUGACGCCUUUGCACUGGGCUGCUUUUAACGGCUUUGAGGAGAUUGUGCGGCUGUUAUUAACUCGGCCGGAUGUCGACAUAUCUAUUAAGGAUAGCUUCAACCGGACAGCCAUGCUCUGUGCCGCUGAGAAGAACCACCCCGAGAUUGUUCAGCUGCUCUCGCCUGCGCGAGCUGCCGACCGCCUAUCUCCUAUCGCGCGUCGGGCAUGCCAAGCUUUCGAGGCCACUGUCGUAGACUUUGGCCAAUUCGAAAAGAAACAACUCGUAUCUAAAUAUUCCGUAUUUGAUCUCUUAUACGGAUGGGAUUCCGAGAACGACAAACCGAAGAUUCCUACGUUGACCAAGAAUAUCAAGUAUAAGCCAGAUUUUAGAUGGAUCCAUCUUCCUGCGAAUAAUAUUGAUUGGGUUGAGACACUUCUUGCCAAGUCCUUCAUCGAGGCAGGACAUCGGGAUAUUGAAGCGUUUAAAGCGCUGGAGAAAUGCUUCGACCAAGAGCAUCGCGGGGAACUUCCACACGCCCACUUUAUGAGGACGAACUCGCAUCGUAUUACCGCGCAUCGUGCUGGUUUCCAAGAUAGAAGGGAGGAUAAGUCAACCCUUGCCCCCUUAUCCGAGGAACCGUCGGAGGUUAGUACGAGGUCGAGUCAGAGCGGCGGAGACUCAAGCCCUAAGCAAAAUGACUAUUUUGAGGACGACGCGCCUUCUAAAAAGAAAAGCAAGUCUGAGCAGAUCAUGGAGCGGCAUCCUAAGAAGCAUAAGCGGGCUAAAGGAGCCCCGGGUAAUCCAUCACAUCGACAAGAUAGCACCACGAGUAACUUGAGUAACAAGUCCCAGGUUCCACUCACCUGGGGCACACCAGGUUUUGCCCCCUCGAACGGGAAGAUCGUCUUAUUCAUGCCAUUCCUACAUUACGAGACAGAUGAGCGGCGGCAGAAAAUGAGCAAUGCUAUCAAAAAUGCCCAUGAAAGGCGACGGCUCGUCGACACCUCCCGAGAUUCACUCAUCAUAAACGCGUAUCUACACAACAACCCGCCUCUCCACCCGCGGCGAACCCUCGACCAGUUCUUUUACCACGGCAUCGACACGUCAGCGAGAGACACGGAUCAAGUAGUUUAUCGGUAUUGUAAAAGGUACUUGUUAGAGCCAAAGGUAUUCAUGGUUGACCAGCUGUGGCUCUGGGUUAUCGGAAAGGAUCUUAUCAUUACGUGCUUUCCUCAACGCUGGGAUCAACCUAAGCAAGAUCCUUUAAAUGUUUUGGAUGGGAUUAUAGAGGAAACGAAUGCUAAGACUCGACCGCCAAUUGGAUCUGUGUAUGAUUUGGCAAUGCUUAUAACUAGUCGUUGUUCCGGAACAUUUGACCGGCACCGGCUCGACGAUCAGGACUUUCAGUUUUUGGACAUGUUUGAGAACUCUAUCGGUGUCGUCACGGAUCGGGAAAGCCAGCUGUUUAGUCGCUUUAAUCGGGCUUCGGCACAAUCGGCACGGUGGCUUCAAUACCAUCGACGUCAGCGUAGCAUUGGCCGACCGGCUCGUCUGUCUUCGUUCGGGACGCCGGAUCCGUACGAAGGGAACAGUGCAGACCAGUUCCCGGACGCGCUGCUCGAUAUCGGCGUCGAGACAUCGCUGUUGGCUGAAAUCAAGGACAUCCGCGACGAGCUGAGCAUCAUCGCCGUGAUCCUGGACUCGCAGGUAGCCGCGCUCGCCGACUUCGAGGACCAGGUAACGGAGGAGUUGCGCUCCGAGGGUCCUAACCGCCGCGCCACCGACACCGCCGUCGCUGAGAUCCGCAAGCGCAGCCGGGAACAGCUGCGGGGCCUCGAGGUACGGCAGAAAGAUAUCUGGCGUAUGGACCAGCAGGCCGCCUCGCUCUACGACAACCUUACCGACCUGCUUGACCUCAAGCAGAAGCACUCGAACGCGCUCGAGGCCAGGUUUGCGGGUGAUCAGGCGGUCAUCGCGGCGAAGCAGGGGCAGACUAUUAUGGUAUUUACGAUCGUCACCAUCAUCUUCCUGCCCAUGAGUUUCAUCGCCGGAUUCUUCGCCAUCAACCUCCAAGAGUGGCAAGAAGGCACCCUGCUGACAAUCCCGUACGUGAGUAAGUACAUGUUUGGGAUCGGCCUAGGCGUCAGCGUGCCGCUAAUUGCCAUGGCGUUCACGGUCACGGAUAUCACGGACGCGGCGAGGGAUAUCUUCGGCGCGGGAAAGAAGUGGCUAGGCAAGAAGAAGAGGCGGCUUUCAAUAGGAGAGGAGAAAUGCGAUGAGGACGUGGUCCCGGAACAGGAGAUAUAUGUCCCGCCGAUAAGUUCGAUAUCGCUAUCGCACCGCGAGCGUGGUGGACUGGGUAGAGAAAUACAGACGGAUGGACUGUCUGCAAGGACGAGGCCGAGACAUAGUCGCGAGCGUAGCGAUGACUACGGAUACUACGCUGCAGCGAGAUUGUCGCCCGUAUCGGGACGGUACGGAUCCGGCGCUCCGCGAAAGGUUAGCUUCGGCGACGCGGAUGGAAACGGUCAUGCGACGGGGGCUCCGUGGGCACGGCCUAGUCUUGAUCGUAGCCGUGGAAGGAGGUUGAGUGAGGACUUGGAGAAGGGGCGGUACGCGUAUGGAUGAAUGAUGAGAUGGGAUGUGAAGUUUAAAUAUGAGCACAAGUAUGCCGCUUAUAUAGUAUGUUUACGAAUGAGUGGCAAAGUGGGUUAAGUUGGGAAAAUUAUAUGAUAUCUUAUACCCUAGUAAAAUUCCGGCUCAUGGAUAAAAUUAUAAUAUAUUGGUUAGAUUUGGAGGAUGAUGAUCAUCUGUAUACUAGCCAACUGCGUACUUCGUGGAUACGGUGAGUAUCAUUAUGAAUUGUAGUUAUAAGGCCGUGUAGCCAAACUUUAUACUAAUCAUACGCUCAAUUUGGGUCUAC